Elaeis guineensis (African oil palm) is the source of this 770-nucleotide messenger RNA. NCBI's taxonomy places the organism in Eukaryota, Viridiplantae, Streptophyta, Magnoliopsida, Arecales, Arecaceae. The record is from RefSeq and is a predicted model, not a curated record.
CUCUUCCUUCCAAGCCAUAUCACAAACCCAUUCCCCCUUCCACCACCCUGCUUCCUCCUCUCCUUUCCCUUCCCUGCCUAUUAUACACACCCAACCUGCUUCCAAUUUGGUGAAGAGUUCAGAAAAGAUUCAUGACAAUGGAACCAAACAAGGGUGAUGAAGAAGCUCACCGUCAGCAGCAGCAGCAGCAACCUCUCUUGAUCCCAGAAUUAUCCAACAAUGAUCGCAAGACUCCUAAACGGAAAGCAAUCAGAAAAACCUUCAAGAAAACCGCCCAUCUUGCAAACCUCCUACCCACCGGCACUGUUCUUGCCUUCCAGCUCCUGUCUCCCAUCUUCACCAACCAAGGCCACUGCAAUGCCAUGAACUGGUACAUGACCGCAGGCCUGGUGGCUCUCUGUGGACUGUCCUGCUUCAUCCAGAGCUUCACGGAUAGCUUCCGGGAUGAGUCCGGCAAGGUUCGGCAUGGGCUGGCAACGUUCCGGGGUUUGUGGGUCAUCGACGGAACUGCACCCCUUCCUCCAGAGGUUGCAAUUAACUACAGGAUUAAGUUCAUAGAUUUCGUCCAUGCGCUCAUGUCGAUACUGGUUUUUGUGGCGGUUGCUUUGCUUGACCAGAAUGUGGUGUCAUGCUUGUAUCCAACCCCAUCUGAGGAGAUGAAGCGGGUUCUCACUUCACUGCCGAUCGGUAUCGGAGUUAUUAGCAGCAUGUUUUUCGUUGCUUUCCCCUCCACACGCCAUGGAAUCGGCUUUCCACUCUCUUCCCGUUGA